CUGCAAGCAGUAAGGACAACCCCAACAGACGUGCCACUCAGGAUAGUAGGCGAAACGGACUAUCUAACGACAGAACUGAUCGAAAAACUAGGCAAGACAGAGGACAUAGGAUGGCUGAACAAAGUUAACAAAGGCCCACUAAUGGCCCUAGUAAACACCUUGAGACAAAGAGGAGCGCCGACAACAAUCCGCAAAGCCAACACAAGAGAAGACGUGAAAGCAAUCACUGUAGCCAGAAAAGAAGCCCGCCUCGCCCGUCAGAACCAAAACACCCAGACACAAACAGACACCAGCCUGAACCCAGCCUUCCAAGUCACCGGGGUACGCCUAUCAGUGUUGACGCAAAAAUUAGCAUACCAACACAUACGAGAACGGAAGAAAACCGAGACAAGACAGUCAACACAAAGGAACAUAACAAAGAUAACAGAACACGCACAAGGACAACUUGGAAUGAACCUAGAAGCGGAAGACGUAUGGAGAGGAAUACGACACCGGGACAUAAGGCGGAACAUCGCCGACUUCCUAUGGAAGUGCACGCACAACGCACAUAAGUGUGGAGCGUUCUGGGAGACCAUCCCCGGAUACGAAGAGAGAGGGACGUGCCAAAUAUGCGGUGUGACCGACUCCAUGGACCACAUCCUGACGAAAUGCAAAGCCCCGGGCCAGAAGCUCAUCUGGGCAAUGACCGGCAACCUAUGGGAGAAAAAGAAGCUCAAAUGGUCUAAGCCAGUAAUAGAAGACAUACUCACCGUAGGAUCGCGGACAUGGACGCAUGAGUCCGGAAGCAUGAAACGCCGACCCCGAGCGGAACGAUUAUGGCGCAUCCUGGUAACAGAAGCGGCUUUCCUCAUCUGGAAGCUAAGAUGCGAGAGGGUGAUAGCACAUAGCGACGACAUAGACUGGUGCCCAACGAAGGCCGCCAUAAGAUCGAGGUGGAUUCGAGUGGUUAACGAAAGACUGCACCUCGAUAUGGCGAUGACGCACAGGAGGUUCGGAAGGAAGGCCCUGAAGCGGAACGAAGUCCUAGGCACAUGGCAGAACACGCUCCGAGACGAGCUCGCAUUGCCGGAAGACUGGACAAUG
Messenger RNA from Rhodofomes roseus, 1083 nucleotides. RefSeq lists its product as uncharacterized. The annotation marks the transcript as partial. The transcript has a single exon. The record is from RefSeq and is a predicted model, not a curated record. NCBI's taxonomy places the organism in Eukaryota, Fungi, Basidiomycota, Agaricomycetes, Polyporales, Fomitopsidaceae.